This is a messenger RNA of Ahaetulla prasina, 1185 nucleotides long. It is a transcript of the gene GATA5, whose product is annotated as GATA binding protein 5. Bases 1 to 1185 code for a protein of 394 amino acids. NCBI's taxonomy places the organism in Eukaryota, Metazoa, Chordata, Lepidosauria, Squamata, Colubridae. The record is from RefSeq and is a predicted model, not a curated record. The transcript has 7 exons. Gene Ontology annotation, cellular component: nucleus. Gene Ontology annotation, biological process: cell fate commitment; negative regulation of transcription by RNA polymerase II; positive regulation of transcription by RNA polymerase II. Gene Ontology annotation, molecular function: RNA polymerase II cis-regulatory region sequence-specific DNA binding; zinc ion binding; DNA-binding transcription factor activity, RNA polymerase II-specific.
AUGUAUCAGAGCUUGGCCCUUGCUCCAAAUCCUGGCCAGUCAGCCUAUCCCCAUGAUGCCAGCAAUUUCCUGCAUACCCCAACAAGCCCGGCUGUUUACGUCCCCACCAGUCGCGUUUCCUCUGUGCUCCAGGGCCUCCCUUACCACCUCCAAAGCUGUGAUCCCACCCACCAAGGCCAUCCUCUGGGCAGCCACCCCGGAUGGGGUCAACCGGCCACUGCUGAGGCGACUCACUUCAACACUAGCAGCCCUCACCCACCUUCCAGUUUCUCCUACACCCACAGCCCACCCGGGGGCAGCACGGCCGGUCGAGACGGAGGCUACCAAAGCCCGCUGUUGCUGGGCGCCGGAGGCCGGGAUCAGUAUGGGAACACUCUGAUGCGUUCAGUCAAUGGAUCCUACUCCAGCCCGUAUCCUGGCGCUUAUGUGAACCCAGCGGAGAUGACGCCAUCUUGGCCUGCCAACCAUUUUGAGAGCGGCGUCUUCCACAGCCUCCAGACGCGACAAGGGACUUUCCUGGGAGAUUUCUUGGAGGAAUUUCCCGGGGACGGCCGAGAGUGUGUGAACUGUGGGGCCAUGUCCACCCCGUUAUGGAGGAAAGAUGGCACAGGGCAUUAUCUGUGCAAUGCCUGUGGCCUCUAUCACAAAAUGAACGGGAUCAACAGACCUCUCAUCAAGCCACAGAAACGACUGUCUUCAACUCGUCGAGCUGGUCUUUGCUGCACUAACUGUCACACAACCAACACAACCCUCUGGAGACGGAACGCAGAAGGGGAACCGGUGUGCAACGCAUGUGGAUUAUACAUGAAACUCCACGGGGUGCCAAGACCUCUGGCAAUGAAAAAGGAAAGCAUCCAGACCAGAAAACGGAAACCUAAAAAUGUCAAUAAAAGCAAAUCCUCCUCAGGUUCCACAACUUCCACCACCAACUCUCCUUCCUCACUUACAAACUCAGAGAGCACCGCCACUUUAAAAACCGAACCCGCCAUUACACCGCAAUAUCCGGGACAAGCAAUAGUGUCAACUUCCCAGGGUCCCGGACAUUCUGAAAACGGGAUGGAAGAGCCUCAUCCCCAGUUCAAGUAUGAGCCAGAAGACUACAAUUUUCCAUCUGCCAUGUCCCAACCAUCAGGUCUAAGCGUUGCCCACCGUCAAGACUCAUGGUGCGCCUUGGCCCUGGCCUAA